This is a messenger RNA of Parastagonospora nodorum SN15, 831 nucleotides long. RefSeq lists its product as hypothetical. Gene Ontology annotation, molecular function: transmembrane transporter activity. Gene Ontology annotation, cellular component: membrane. Bases 1 to 831 code for a protein of 276 amino acids. The transcript has a single exon. The record is from RefSeq and is a predicted model, not a curated record. Gene Ontology annotation, biological process: transmembrane transport. NCBI's taxonomy places the organism in Eukaryota, Fungi, Ascomycota, Dothideomycetes, Pleosporales, Phaeosphaeriaceae.
AUGAUAUUCCUUCCAGACUACCCGGCCACCACAAAAUGGCUGUCAGAAGCCGAGAGAGUCGUCGCUCAGGGCCGACUUGCUGCAGAUGCCGGUAGCGAAGACGUACUAGGCGAAGAAAACGUCAGCAUAUGGCGCGGAAUUGCUCAAGCAACAAAGGACCCAAGGGUGUGGUUAUUUGCGUGUCUGCAAAUGGCAACAACUGCAUCCAUAUCCUACUCGCACUUCUUCCCGACUUUGAUCCAGCAGAUCGGAUUCAAGAACAGGACUACGGUGCUGCUGUUGACCUCACCGCCGUACCUCUUUGCCUUCGUUUGGGCGCUGAGCUUUGCUACGGUCGCGGACAGGAAACAGAACAGAUCAGUCAGUGCUGGCAUUUCAGCUAUUGUAGCCAUGCUAGGCUCAGUUCUCAUGAUCACCGUACUCAAGAAUCCCUGGGCACGGUACGCGUUUACAUUCCUUGUAUGCGCCGGCACGUUCGGUAUCUACUCUACGACCUACACCUGGUUGUCGUCAACAAUUCCAAGACCUCCUGUGAAGAGGGCUGCGGCGAUCGGAAUCGCAAAUUCUUGCGCCAACAUGGCAUCGCUGUUCGCCAACUACUUUUGGCUUGAUGAAUACGCUCCGGAAUUUAGAGCUUCGUGGGGCUGUACUUUGGCUUUCCAAGCGCUAGCCUUCUCCUGUAUCGUUGGUCUGCGCUUCAUUCUGAGGCGAGGCAACAAACGCUUUGAGAAGAUCAUUCAGGAGACCGAUCCCGAUGACAGAGCUGCAAUGGCGCAACUGGACGACGAUUCGCAGCGGGCGGUGCUCAAUGGCUUCCGGUACAUUACGUAG